Molecule: messenger RNA, 1413 nt
Organism: Macrobrachium nipponense
Lineage: Eukaryota; Metazoa; Arthropoda; Malacostraca; Decapoda; Palaemonidae
Product: cilia- and flagella-associated protein 251-like
Exons: 10
Coding region: 1-1413 (470 amino acids)
Source: RefSeq, a predicted model, not a curated record
AUGGAUAGGGACAGAAAUCGACUAAGAGUGUUGAUACAUGAGAACGAGGUUUUGAAAAGGUUCGCGAGCGUGGAGAGUAAAGUUCGUGAAAGAGAUCCUGACUUAUACGAGCAGUUUUCAAAGCUGAGGAAUGAUGUCAGUAGUUGGAACUCAGCUGUCAGGAGGAUCAGUUAUCAGUCAGAUCUAUCAAUGACACAUGCCAAAGAUGACUUAGAAGAGGACAUUCCAGCCGAGGAACCCAGUGACCACGGAAUCGAACAAGAAGUAGACCAGGAGGGAGAGGAAGAGGAGAAAGAGAGGGACGAAGAGGCAAUGAGUGAGGAGGAAGAGAAAGAAGAAUCAUGUCCUGAUGUGGAUCCGAUGAAAGAGAGUCCCCAGACUCUUCCCAGCGAAGGCGAUGACAAUGAUGUUCUCAAUGGAACCGUUUCACAGUCAGUGACUGAUGAUCAAGAAAAUGAAGAAGCGACUGAUGAUCGAGAGAAAGAAGAAGUGACCGGUGACCCAGAAGAAGAAGGGGACGAAGGAGAAUCAGAGCCCAGUCCAGCGCUUCAAGACUUGGACGAUGAAUUGUCAGAGGAUGUGGAGAUGAUGCUAGAUCCACACUGCAACCCUCCACUGCAGCUAGGAAAGAAACAGAAGCUGAAAUACAAGCCUAGGCUGAACGUGGUGUGGCAGAGGAGACUCGAGGCUUCUCAGAAGGAGAGAGAGGAACGAAUGAAAGAAACGGAAGCGGGCAAGUCAGAUCCUCAGGCACAGAAUCUGAAAACAACCAAGAACAAAGCUUACGCUUCUGUCCCCUGCAGGAUUUAUGAGAAGCAACCCAAACAGCCUCACCGAAGUCCAGAAGAGUUUACACAAGAAUCACAGGACUUAGACAUCUUUGACACUGAAUUAGACCGAAGGAAGUCUUUCCCUCAAGUGGAUCCACACAAGGAUCCUCACCAUCUUGGAAUAGACUGUAAGAUCGAGCCGAGAGGAAACAGGUCUUCUGAACUUCGUUAUCUGAGGUCCACGGCGCUGAAGGCCGCUGAUACUGAUCUAAAGCGACCUGGUUUCUUCCAUCCACUGAGUCGCGCCAACAGUCGACACGCUUUAUCUGAGGCUUACAGCCGCAAUGUUAGCAACACUCUACCUCUUAGAAGAUCAAACACCAUCCACUUAGGGACUUCCCGCCAAAAUCCCAAUGGAACUACAGCUGAGGACGCUGCAAACAAGGAGAGUUUAUCAACAGCGCUUUCUCUAAAACCUGUUCAAAGCAACGUCACUUCAGUGAACCAUUUCCAAACAGAACUCCGAAGAGCAAAGUCACUAACCCAUCAAGGACCAACAUUGCUAAGCCACUUGGCGUCGUCUAAGGAACCAGUUGUGGGCCAUAGACCACCACAUUUACAGAGGCCUUCUAUUAAAAGUUAA